GUGUCUUUCCUUUCUAUGCCCGGCCCUGCACAGGAGACCGCCAACGAGAAGGUUCGGCCGCAAGGCGAUAGACAAUGCCCCGCCACGGGCAGCGCCGACGGCUUGCAUGGACACGUUCUUCAUCCGCGCAUUGGUGCGGGCGGCGUCGUGCCCCAAGCAUGCAAGGCAGCCAUGCUCAACGCUUCGCGGGGUAGACGCAGCUCCACACAAGCAGAGCGCCAUGCGGCGGAGCAGCUCCUGGUCCCGGCCUGACGAGAGUGCCUCCAAAACGAGGCCACGACGAAAAGGCCCGCUGAACAAAGUCAAGAGCUUCGCAGAGAGAGAACUCCAGGCAUUGGUCGACUACUAUGGCAUGGAGCUCGACACCGGGCCUGAGCAAGACAUCGUCCCAGACGACGGAAAGCUGAUUUGGAACAUUGGAGACAGCCACGAGCCCUGGCCCCUCCGCGACCCCGCAGACGCUACGCAUAUAGAAAAGCUGGAAAAAAUGCUGCAAGACGAUGAGGCGCCACAUGACGACAUGUUCGCGACAUACAAGAACCUGCCGUCGCCCGGAGUCGUAUAUCUCAAGAACGACACCAUACGAGCACUGCUCCACCACCUCGCCAUCGUGGAACGUCCUACCAUACCCGCAAUGCAACGCUUCCUCUCUAUCCUCGACGACAUGAAAACUGCACACAUACACAUUCUUCGUUCAGAGUGGACUUCGGCAAUCCACCUCUCUGGAAAUGCAAUGCGCAAGGUGUCUGGAGACAGCCUCCAGUCAGCUCUCCAGAUUUGGCGCGACAUGGAGCACCGAGCUAGUAUAAGAGGCGGCUACGUAACGUUCAAUGUGCUCUUCACCGUGUCCGUGAAGGCGGGAAAGUAUACCCUUGCUGAAACCUUCCUAAAGGAAAUGCAAGCCCGAAAAUUGCCCAUGCAUCGGCACCACCGUGUAUCGCUCCUCUACUAUUAUGGUGUUUUGCAGAAUGGCAACGCGGUGAGGAAGACGUACCAAGAGCUAGUCGCAGCUGGGGAGAUAGUGGACACGGUCGUCAUGAAUGCCGUGAUAGCAUCCCUGUUCCGCGCAGGAGAGCCUGCAGCUGCGGAGCAUGUUUUUGAGCGCAUGAAGCGCCUCCAUGCCCUGCGCGCCUCGCCUGCUCCUGGCCACAGGUUCUUCAAUCGCAAUUGGCGUGACCGUCGUCUUUUAGGAAUGCACUUUAGAGACGAAUCAUGGAGGCUGAGUAAAGAGGGCAAGGAAGACGAGUUGAAGCGGCUGCAGGACUUUGCGCCUAUAGCACCCGACUCGCGAACUUAUGGUGUCUUGAUCCGUCAUCAUGCCGGAAUAGCAGGCAAUAUCGAUCGCGUCCACGAAUUGCUGAAAGAGAUGAAGUGGAACUCUGUGCCGCUUGACGGGACCAUCUUCAUCGUCAUGUUCCAUGGCUUCAACGCCUUUGGUGGCGUACGCUACUCUUCUUGGACGGCCUCGAAACUUGAAAGGAUCUGGCAGCGCUAUCUAAGGGCGCUCAACGAAGAUCUAGAACGAACGUGGAUAUCCAGUCUCUCUGUCAUUGCGGCACUCAGGGCUUUUGCGAGGUGCACGUCUCCAGAGAGGACGGUCAAGGCUUGGGAAGAAAUCCGCAACAUGUGGACUGCUGACGAGCAAGAGUUGGAGACAGUGUUGCUCGUGCUGAGGAAGCUGGUGCCGAGUCAGUUGGAAGCCCGAAGACCAGGCUUCUUUGAUAGCAGACGGCCGUCUUGAAUCGACCACGAUAAUCUGACGUUUCGGAUGUACGCGUACUCGUAUUGUGUGAUGGAAACGGCAUGGUGUCUCCUGCUAGUCAUUUGCAGAUCUCGCAAAUCUUUUCCGCCAGUUAAUCAUCCACAUACUAAGCAGCUUUGCUACUCCCUAACAAAACAGAGGCGACGGGAGACCAGGGUUGCGAACGCGAUUCCCAGUUUCGUGCAUAUCAGAACCGGGAGGUGAGGACCUUGACUC
Exserohilum turcica Et28A is the source of this 1978-nucleotide messenger RNA. RefSeq lists its product as uncharacterized. The transcript has a single exon. Lineage: Eukaryota; Fungi; Ascomycota; Dothideomycetes; Pleosporales; Pleosporaceae. Bases 107 to 1741 code for a protein of 544 amino acids. The record is from RefSeq and is a predicted model, not a curated record. Gene Ontology annotation, molecular function: protein binding.